AUGCCCUCGUUCUCGAGAACGCGGUGGGCCGGGGCAGCCCAUUUUCGGUCCCGGAAUUCUUCGACGCUCGCUGUGGGUGCACGAUGGACUCCCCCCGGCAAGAUGCGGUGCUUCGGGGCCGGCUCAGGGGUUGGCCUCGGCGGGGAAACACCGCGGGUGGUUCCAGAGAGCCGCAUCGGACGAACCUGUGGCUCGAUCGCGCUGGCGGGGAACGCGGCCGAAUGCUGCUCGUCGGCAAAGGUGCACAAGGUGGCGGCCAGCGGACGCGGCACUUGGUCCGCGGCGUCGUGGGGGAUGUGCGACGGCUUGCUGGGGCUGAGGAACGCCCGAAUCGGCGAAAUUGUCACUGCUCUGCGUGGUCCGGGCGUCGCGCGACGACGAGGUUCGCCAGGCCCAGCAGCAGCUCCUCGGGCAUCUACGAUGCCUGCUGGAGCCGCCGGAGACCACGACGGACGUGGGGGACCCGCGGGGCGCGAGAAACGGCAUGCGCAGCACCCAGAACGACGCCUACGGCAACCUGCCCCUGCUGCCCCGCGCCAGCCCCGGCGCGGCGCGCGCGUUGCGCUUCCGAAGGAGCUGCGCGUACCAGCCCUCACUAACGGCUCCCGCCACGCGGAGGCACCCCCAGCAGACCCCGAUUUUGGGGACCGUUGUCCCGUCGAAACACCCCGAUUUCUCGUCGAUCUAGCCUCUUUUUAUGAGUUUCUGCUAAAAGGUCGUUGCGAGGUGCUCUGUGGCGCGGGACACGCGCGGCGGGAGACGACGGCGAGCGCGGAGUCACCCGUCGCACGCGGCGACGGUCUUGGCGUUCUCGGCCUCGGACAGCACGACGAGGCGUCCGUCGACGGCGGCAAAGGCCGCCGACAGGCCCGUCCUGGGCUUGUCCGCGGGCGCCGGCGCGUCUCCCGCGUCGUCGAGCGCGACGCCCGUCUUCCGGACCAUCCGGGCUUCGACGGCGCGGAGCGUCGGCUCGAGCUCAAACGUGCGGCGGGCCGGGUCGUCGUGGACGCGGGCGAGGUCGUGGCAGUAGACGAGGAGGCGGCCCUUCUUGAAGUUGAUGCCGUUGAUGGUCUGGUCGGCGCGGAGCGUCUCGAUGACGUUGCCGCGCGGGCCCUUCGCGGCGACGAAGAGCUCGAACUCGUCCUGGUACCCGAGCGCGGGCGUCGCGCACGCGAAGACGGUGCCCUCGUUGUCCUUGAGGUCCCGCGCGAUGGACUCGCCGUCGUUGAAGCGCAUGGUGCGCGUCCGCCGCGCGCCGGCCGCGUCCGUGAGCUCGAGGUGGACGCGGCGCAUCUAUGCGCACGCAGCGGCAGCGGCACGCCGCCCUCGAGGUCCUCGGUCCGCGACCGCGCCGUGUCCCGCGCCGCCUCCUCGCUCCCGCCGGAAGCGGUCCUGGCCCGUCGCAUAGCCCGCGUCGGAGAUGUUCAUGGCGGCACCUUGACGAGAUGUUGA
Molecule: messenger RNA, 1452 nt
Organism: Aureococcus anophagefferens
Lineage: Eukaryota; Pelagophyceae; Pelagomonadales; Pelagomonadaceae
Product: expressed protein
Exons: 3
Coding region: 1-1452 (483 amino acids)
Source: RefSeq, a predicted model, not a curated record